AUGUGUACUGCAAUAUACUUUUUUAACUUCUGCGCUGCUUCCCCACAGAAUCCAACUCCCAAUCCCAACACUAACCAGGUGAGGAAGAACCACGCCUGUGAGGCCUGCGGGAAGGCCUUCAGAGACGUCUAUCACCUCAACCGUCACCGGCUGUCCCACUCGGACGAGAAGCCGUACUCCUGCCCGAUCUGCCAGCAGCGCUUCAAGAGGAAAGACAGGAUGAGCUACCAUGUGCGCUCACACCAAGGCGGCGUGGAGAAACCCUACGUCUGUCCUCACUGCGCCAAGGCCUUCUCUCGACCAGACCACCUCAACAGCCACGUCCGACAGGUGCACUCUACAGAGAGACCGUUCAAGUGCACGACGUGCACGUCAGCGUUUGCCACGCGGGAUCGUCUCCGUGCUCACCUGGUCCGCCACGAGGAGAAGGUGCCGUGUCACAUCUGUGGGAAGCUGUUGUCUGCUGCGUACAUCACCGACCACAUGAGGGUCCACAACCAGUCGCAGCACCACGCCUGUCACCUCUGCAACCGCA
This is a messenger RNA of Plectropomus leopardus (leopard coralgrouper), 535 nucleotides long. The record is from RefSeq and is a predicted model, not a curated record. NCBI's taxonomy places the organism in Eukaryota, Metazoa, Chordata, Actinopteri, Perciformes, Serranidae.